AUGGGAAAGAAAAAAACCCAGAAAACCAAGCAGAUUUCAGUCGCCAUAGCUGAAAUCUCCACCUCCAAAUUACCCGAUGACGGCGGCGGCCACGGCGGCGGUCAAUCUGUACAGCCCAGAAAGAGAGGCCGGCCUCGUAAAGUUCUCGAUGAGCCACCGGAUGACAAGAAACUACUACCGCCGCCGCCGGCGGAUGUUGCGGAUAAACCGCUGCAGAAGAAGGGUAAAUCCACCGGAGAUGAGCCGCCGAUUUCCAUGGAAGGAGCUUCGAAGCAACAUGAAUCGGAAGAACCCAAAUCAGGAGAUGGAUCGAGAAGCAGAGGAAGGAGGAAGAACAAACCCAGAAAAAGUAGCUAACGGAGCAAUCGAUUUGAUGGGUUUUCAGUAUUGGUUUUGGAUUUUGUUAAUUUGUUGAUCUUUGUUCUUGAAAAAUUACCCAAAAAUCACCGUUGAUACCAUUUGUGAUUGAUGUAUCUAUCCGUUGUAGAUUGAAAAAAUUUGACGCUAUGCGAUUCGGGUUCGGGAUGGUAUCAUGCUACUCACUAGCACGGACUUGUUUUUCUUUUUAGGUCAUUUAAGAGACGAACGGGAUUAGAUACCCUGAUAGUCGUUGUUGUAAAUAACUAGUGUUCACCAUUGGUCAUAGUAUUUAUUCUCGUUCUGCUCUUGGAA
Messenger RNA from Cucurbita pepo subsp. pepo (vegetable marrow), 672 nucleotides. RefSeq lists its product as uncharacterized. Lineage: Eukaryota; Viridiplantae; Streptophyta; Magnoliopsida; Cucurbitales; Cucurbitaceae. The record is from RefSeq and is a predicted model, not a curated record.